This is a messenger RNA of Trichosurus vulpecula (common brushtail), 1473 nucleotides long. It is a transcript of the gene SAXO2, whose product is annotated as stabilizer of axonemal microtubules 2. Lineage: Eukaryota; Metazoa; Chordata; Mammalia; Diprotodontia; Phalangeridae. The record is from RefSeq and is a predicted model, not a curated record. The coding region runs from base 1 to 1473 and encodes 490 amino acids. Gene Ontology annotation, cellular component: centriole; cytoskeleton; ciliary basal body. Gene Ontology annotation, biological process: microtubule anchoring. The transcript is spliced from 4 exons. Gene Ontology annotation, molecular function: microtubule binding.
AUGGAUGCUGUGUCCCUAAAAUACUGGUGCCUGGCAAUGUACCUCAAGCCACAGAUAGGGCUCUUAGCUAAAGGAGUGCCUCAUGAUUUCAGAAACAACUAUACUGAGAGCACACCCAGUGAUGCUCAUCCACACUAUGUUCAGGAGUUAAUUUUGGAGCAGAUGCUCCAUCGCUGUCCUCGGAGGCCUACAAGGAUUUACGAAGAAUUAGAUUUGAGUUGCCCCAUGACUGAAUAUUCAGAAAAAUAUACCAGCUUUGAAAAUGUUAUUCCUCCACAAAAUAUUAACUCUUUGAAGCAUAAACAUCGAGCCGAUGGUGGCAGAACGUCUGAAUUCCUUCCCUGUGACACAUUUCAAGAAAUGGUUCAUGCACCAGAAGAAUACAAGACAAAAAUGGUGGACACUGAUAUGACAACCACCUAUAAGCAGGAUUUUAAUUUUUACCCAUUACAACCUGCUGAAACAAUGAGGCCUCUGGACAGACACCUUAUUAAAAAAGAAAAGCUGGAUACUCUUCCUACCUAUAAAGAUGAUUUCAGACCUUGGAAUACUGAGAAAAGUGAACUUGCUAAACAUCUGCCUACUGAGAAAUCUACAUUUCAGGAUGACUUAAGUCCUCAAAAGCUUCGUCCUGGGUCAAACUUUAAACCUGUGAACCUACUCUCUCAUUCUGCUAUUCCCUUUAAUGCUAUUACAAGCCAUCGCUCAUCAUAUGUGCCUCACCAGCUAGAACCCAAAUUUAUAAGACCAAAAGAAGUUUACAAGCCAAACAAGGAACCUUUUGAUGAUUUAACAACCCACCGCCAUGCCUACAAAGGCCUUUUUGGAGAACCUGCAAAGAUUUGUAGACCAUCAAUCACCAAGGUGACAAAAAAUGCUCCAUUUAGGGAAGACACGGAAUUCCGGGAUAAAUUUCAGUCAUGGGAAGUUCCAUUGCCCAAGGUUCGAAAGUUAACAGAGUAUGUCCCCUCAGCAGGUCACAUGGAGCAAAGUAGCAAAAUCCAUCAAGAUUAUAUUUCAACUCACAUGACCACAGGAGCUCCCAAAAAGCAAAUUUAUUCACGUAUCACUAAGUUUCCUUUUCAAGCAAGAAGCACCACAAAGGAUGAUUUCAAACUAUGGGACAAACCAUGUCAUCUAGGAAUGAUUAAGCCCAGCAAUCAGAUUCCCAAUCCAUCUGGGAAGUUUGAAGGCUUGACCACUUUUAGAUCUCAUUAUAUACCACAUGAGUUAAUUCCAACACUGAGUUUCAAACCUGUCCCCAUUGUCUGUCACAGCUCUGAACCAUUUGAUGACACAACAAUGUACUCUACACAGUAUACAGCAAAGAUACAAGAGACAUGUCCAGCUAGCUAUACUUCCCCUCCAGGAUAUACAUUUGAAAAUACCAAUUCCCAUGGUCACAAAUUAUUCCGCAAGGAUAUUCCUUCAGGAAAGGACUUUUCCCCAUUAACUGAUAAGGUUUCCAAAUAA